AUGACUGAGUCCUGGAAUCUCAACCCGUACAAGUGUACUCAUCCUCCAAAGACGCUUUGGAGGGUGAUACACUCUGGCACCCAAUCUCGACGAUGUCCAUCUACAGGAGAUCUUAUUGCGUCGGACAGCACCCGUAUAAUCAGAGAUGAACCAGAGCUGAAGCAAGCAAUCGAAAAACACAUCAACUGGUGGAGCCGCCAACCAAGCUGCUUUCUAUCAGUAUUUAGUAAUAGGCAACAUGCUCGUAAUUGGGCGGAGCAACGCGGGGCAACACAAUCCCGAGUCGAUAUUUACGAGAUAGACACAACGCGUCUACCACCCGAUACAUAUCUCUUCGACGUAGACUCGCUGAAGGCUACGUUAGGCUUUGUUCAUCCGGCAUCAACCCACGAAUUCUUAUUCCUACACCGCAUCCCGGCCCGGGCCAUAGUCAGCAAGCGAGGUCUGGGAGAGAUCUGGGAAAAGGAAGCAGAGGCUCGACAUUAUGCCGCCCGUCCGUUCGACCCGAACUACCAUUGGGUUCCUGACUUAGACGGAUGGUACGAUUCUGACGAAGAGUGCGAGGAACGCAAUAGAUGCGAUGAUUUGAUUAAUAUGAUAGAGGGGAAUUGGAACUGGAAUGUAUAAAAUGACCAAAAUUUAAUAAUUCUGAUGGUGACAAUUGAGGAAAAUCAGCCGGC
This is a messenger RNA of Daldinia vernicosa, 680 nucleotides long. RefSeq lists its product as uncharacterized. NCBI's taxonomy places the organism in Eukaryota, Fungi, Ascomycota, Sordariomycetes, Xylariales, Hypoxylaceae. The record is from RefSeq and is a predicted model, not a curated record. The coding region runs from base 1 to 627 and encodes 208 amino acids. The transcript has 2 exons.